GCUUUUCUUGUUUGCUUUUUGUUGUGUGAUUAAUGCACAUUCCGUGCAUAAGUAGGUACACAGUCACAAAUCGUACGCUGUGCAUGUGUGUUUCUUUUGCGGUAGUAGACUGAUCAUUUCACCCGAAAACCACAAGUAAAUCAUGGACACAAAUCUUACAAGUAGUUCGAAGGUCGUGAAAUCGUGAACGGAGUGAAAGAUCCAGGCAGUGAAAUUGAAGAUUUUAAUCAUUGCUGGUGUAAGUUCUGACUGGGAUCUAUUAUUACAAACUGUCAGCUGGAAGUAAAGGCAUCCUACCCAAUCUUCCUGUCCUUAUUCUGAGAUGAUCCUUAAACCAGAGGACGACAAUACAGUACCGAGAUACCUACUUCUAAAUUUUGUUUCAAUGGAGGGCAAGUGCAAUAAUGGCGGAGGCGAGAAGGAGCUACGACUGCUGGACUUACUGCAGGACAAACAAACGAGGGCGCCGUCUGCGCAUCGAGCGUGGAAUAGUGGGAGUGGUGUCGGAGGGUUCCCUCAUCUCUCUCCUAUGGUGCAACACAAACCGAUGAAAAGUGAGGAACAAUUAUUCCUGCGGACGAGCGAUGGACGUAUUCUUCAACAUAAGCCCACGAAGAGUCAGGACUUCCUUAGUGAUAAAGAAAUGGCGUUCUUCUCGCAAGGGGCGAUGGGUGACAGCUCAAAAUAUGAGUUACUCCAUAUCCCACAAACUGCUAAUAAACUCAGUGCAUUAAACAUCUCCUGUAACAAUUCCUCUAAGAGUAUGGAAAGUCUUCCACAGUCUGGUUCCUUGUCUCAUGACCGAGGGGCCGAAACAAGACAUAAGAGUUCCUCUCAUGAGAACGUGCAAAGUUCACGUCUAGACUCUCAAUCCGUAUUUUCCUCUUCGUCCGCAAGUGCCCGAUCCGGAGGAAGCAUCAUGGAAAGCCUUGUUCGUGAGUUUGGACUUAAAAAUACGAGCCCAUCCGUCGAAGUUAGUGAUUUAAGUGACUCUGAAUUAUCGCCAAACUUUUCUUCUGAGAGACCGCCGCCUCCGAGGUACCCUGGUGGUUCGACCUCAUCACCUUCCUCUUCGAGGCUCAGUGAUCGUGAUUCUCAGAGCAGCGAUGGCGGAGACAGUUCAACUUUCUUCAGCGGAUCUUACAAUAUGAAAUCUAAGUCUUCUGAGUCAUCAAGUAUGUUUGAAACCACGACAACGACAACAACAACAAGUUCCAGCCCAAGUUCCUCCCCUAAUGCCGACAGUAGCCAGCCCUCUAACAUCCCAUUUGAGGUGGAUCAUGAGGCAAUUGCAACAAGAGCGACUCACAUGGUUGAAAUACUCUCAGAAGAGAACAUGUCCUUGAGGCAAGAACUUGAGAUGUACUCACAGAGAGUCAGCAAAUUACAAAAGUUUGAGCAAGACAUCCACAGAGUCCAGACAUCUCAUGAGAUGCUCGUAGAAUCCACAAAGAAGAGAGAACAACUUGAGGUACUAGUCCGCUCUAAACUAGAGGCUGAGAUUAAGAGGUUACAAGAGCAAUAUAAAGAAGUACAAGGUCAAUUAGAGAGAUCCAGAACCCAAUUGUACCAUCAUGAGAGAAAUACGGGUCACGUGAGUGAACUCAAGCAGGAGAUUAGAGCCAAAGAUUCCAUGAUUCAGAAACUCGCUACAGAAAAUCAAGAUUUAAUGAUGAGCAACCAACGAAUGGAAAUGGAACUAUCGGCUCAAAGAGCGACUCUGUCAGAACAAAGACAACAUAUUGAUGUACUUGACACAGCACUGUCAAACGCCCAAGCUAAUGUAGUCAAACUUCAGGAAGAGUGUCGGAAACGUCAGGUUUAUGUCGACAAGGUCUCGUCUCUUCAGAAGAUGGUCUCUGCUCUCAAAUCAACGUACCAGAAACGAGAACAGAUCGAACAGAAGCUGAGAAAUAAACUGGAGAAGGAGAUCGAGAAACUCAAAGGAAUGCAGAGCAAUAACCCCAACCAAGAUGAGGGCGUAUCUGAGCUGGAUGUAGAGUGUAGUAACCACACCCUUCUUGAACUCCUUAAAGAAAGAGAAGACGCCAUCUUACGAUUGGAGUCAGAUGUUACCAAGUGGGAGCAGAGGUUUCUUGAGGAGUGUACGUUGAGACAGUGCUUUGUGGAGCCAACGUUGACAAGUGAGGCUGGAUUGUUCAACCAAGAAGCAGAGCAGGUACGAGCUGAGGCUCAGGCUGAGAGAGCGAGAUACAUGGAUGAUUUACAACAUGUUCAGAGUCAGUUCACAGAUAUGGAAUCCAGAAUAAAUGCGUUGACAAUGGAUCUAUCUCAUAAAGACACUAUCAUCCAAGUACUGAGGAGGCAGAUCCUAGACCAGGAUCCAACCAUCUCUAUGGAGCGAUUGACGCGUCCCCAUUCCUCGUCAUCUCCGCUAAACUCCAGUCACAGCAUCCAGCGUGGUUCAGCGGAGUCGCUCCACAAUCUCCCACGAUCUCCGGGAAGCUCCGGUUCACUUCACAACAUCGGUUUGUCGUCCUCGUCGAAUUUGGGAAAUAAAUCACCUCUUAGCUCGCUUCAGAACCUGAUGAGGUCACCAGCAGGGUCAUUCCAGAGUCUUGUACCGUUGGCUACAAGCCGAGGUCAUGGUUCACAAGAGAGGUUGCUAGGGUUGAAUGAUUCGGUUACGUCACUGAGUACAUCGGGAUUGUCUAUUGCUGGAACGGAUGGUAGUGAAUCAGACUUGGCUACAUUAGCAAAGGAGAGAACUGUACUAGAUGAAAAACUCAAGCAGCUGGACCAAGAAAUAGCAGAACAGGAUCAUAUACUGGAAUCAUUAUGGAAACCCUAAGGGAUACAGAAGAUGAUCUUCAGAUUACAACUCAUCCACUACAGUACCCUCUUUCAUCCACUAUGGAAACCCUAAGGGAUUACAGAAGAUGAUCUUCAGAUUACAACUCAUCCACUACAGUACCCUCUUUCAUCCACUAUGGAAACCCUAAGGGAUUACAGAAGAUGAUCUUCAGAUUACAACUCAUCCACUACAGUACCCUCUUUCAUCCACUAUGGAAACCCUAAGGGAUACAGAAGAUGAUCUUCAGAUUACAACUCAUCCACUACAGUACCCUCUUUCAUCCACUAUGGAAACCCUAAGGGAUUACAGAAGAUGAUCUUCAGAUUACAACUCAUCCACUACAGUACCCUCUUUCAUCCACUACAGUACCCAAUCUCAUCCACUACAGUACCCAAUCUCAUCCACUACAGUGUUUACGAACAGCGCCCUCUAUGACACUAUUAGGUUUGGAGUCCGAGUAGUUAUUGUUUGUCACAUGUCUUCCUCUUUGAGAAUAAAAUCAUUUGAACCGUGCUGCAGGCAGUUAUGGUUUGUGAAUUCUCAGAUCCGACUCAGAUUAAAGUGACUUAUUGUACCAUAUUUGUAGUCAAUUACGAUUUCUUAUCAUCUACAGUAACUACUAAGCUGUACAAUGCUGCUUACCAAGACAUUCUGUAUUUAAGAAUUUUAGGUCACAGGGUAACAAUACUGCACUCAUAGUCUGCCAUUUCGGUGGAAUUUCAUUUAACUGCAAAUAAUUAUCGCUGAAAAUGUGCACCAAAAAAAAUACAACACCAAAAUGGCGCAACCAAGACUUAUCAUUGGUGAUGACAUCGAGUAAAAAAAAACUAUGUCUGUUGAGUAUUAUAACAACGUCCCACACUCGGGGUUCACCAUCGGUUAUAAAAUGCCUUGAGGAAAUAUUUACACAACCCAACUAACAUUAAAUUUUUAAGGAAAACAUUUUACAGCAUUUCCAAUUAUAAAGGAAGUUUGAUUGAUGUUGUCACCUAGGGUUAGCUAUUUUCGUUUGAGUCCCCCCAAAGCCUACUGUAUUAAAUUAUCAAAACAAACAAUGGACAGACGGUUCACAGUACCUUAGAAACCACAGCAGUUGGUACUGCAUGCACCUCGGACAAAUUGCUACAACUAAGGGGAAAAUGUCUGUAUCCUGCCACCACUUGUUCAUUCUUAAUAUGAAAUAGAUUGGUGUCAAAUUUGUUCAAAUGAAAUAUUCUUUCUGGUAAAAAUUGAAUGAAAAAGUGGUGGCAGGAUACAGAAAUCUUUCCCAAGUAAAUUAAGUGUUGGGGAUGGACAUAGUAAAAUAUUGGCACACUCGAUCAGUUAGACAUGGAUAUACAGGGAUACAUUAA
Messenger RNA from Asterias rubens (European starfish), 4167 nucleotides. RefSeq names its product angiomotin-like. Bases 323 to 2812 code for a protein of 829 amino acids. Lineage: Eukaryota; Metazoa; Echinodermata; Asteroidea; Forcipulatida; Asteriidae. The transcript has 13 exons. The record is from RefSeq and is a predicted model, not a curated record. Gene Ontology annotation, cellular component: bicellular tight junction; cytoplasmic vesicle; plasma membrane. Gene Ontology annotation, biological process: regulation of cell migration; actin cytoskeleton organization.